AUGAUUGCUGUCCAAAGCCAGGCCUCUGUGUCGCCUCGAUCAACCGCCAUCUUCUCGCCCGUCGAUGCCCCAACUUCCCUGAGAUCUAACCAGCGAUCUCCUCUCAUGCCUGUCUCCAAUCCACCUUCUCAUGACCCGUCUCAGGCGGAAGACCUCCCUUAUUCCGUCGAGGAACAGCCCAAGACCAAGCCAAAGUCACGGUCAAACACACCCAGCAGCCUCAAUCUCACCAACGGGAAUGGCAGACGGAGUCUCAGCGGUAGUCCAGCCAGCUUGAAGAAAGCCACUCCCCGUCCAGAGGAGGCUAGAGAUCUGAGUCUUCAGACGAGCGAGGAGGACUUGCGGAGGGAUGACUUGGAGGACGAUGAACCCCAACCACAGUCCGUCAUCCAUGCCCCAGUUGGCUUCGAUGGAUUUACUGUGGAAUCGCCGGCUCCGUCAACAACAUCAUCAACCCAGAGAUCAGAUGUUACCAUCACCGUCCCGCGAGCAGAGUCAAGGAGAUCUGGAGCAAGCCCUAUUUCGCCUCCUCCGAUAACCACAUCCGUAGCUCCAACAGGUCACUAUGAACUAAACACUCCCAGAGCGCAGACACUGCAAGAGAUAGAAAAUUUCAAGCGGACACCUCACCAGGCAAAUCUAGACGACAUACCGGAAAGCUCAGAUACAGAGCAGAGUCAGGAUGGCCACUAUGACGACGGUGAACAGCGAUCUGCCUGGAUCAAAACCAGGUCAAAUGUUCCCGACAACGACAUAGAAAUCAGAGCACUUCGGACUGCCCUGUCAGAAUGCUGGACACUUUGCAACACACUCGCCAACCUAAGCUAUAACCACCGAGAACGACUGUUCAACUUUGGUGGGAAAGACGACAUGCAGGAACAGGCCUGGAAGACAUGCUGGAAGCUGUGCCAGAACCUAUACGAGACCCGUGAUGAUGACCACUCAGCCCAAGUUCGGCCCACGCUCGACAUGUGUCGGGAUUUCUGCCAGGCCCUCUUCGAGGUACGGCUCAAGGAGAACGAGAUUGCCGACUCCGUCCUCAGAGUCAGCUUCGAGCUGAACAACCAUCUGUACAACACCCACGACCGUAACCUCCCCGAAGCCUUCCGGGAACGCACCCUAGACUUCUACAUUACCCUCUGCCACCGUCUGAUGAAGCAGCGGACACGGCUUACGGAGGAGACUGACUCCCUCCUGCGAGCGUGUUGGUCCCUGGCCGAAAUGCUCUUUAGUCUACGGCAGGGGAAACGUGAAGGAAAGGCCCCUGACGAAGAACUGCUAGGCUCUGCUGUUCAGGCCUGCUGGGAGCUCUGUGAUCUCUUCCGUGAAGGGUGGACUCAGGUCCGCCCUGACCGCGGCACGCCCCGUCCAAGCCAGACAACCUUCACCCAGGCUUUCUAUCAGGCCAAACGGGCAGAGUACCCACCCGAAGACACAGAUACAGACACGGACAGUCUCCUCGGCCUGCAGAAUCCAGAGACUCCUACCACCAUCUUCGACGACACAGCCACCACUGUCUCCCCAGACCAAGCUCCUAUUCCCAAUAUCAUGGUCCUAGGCUUCGAUAACCCGCCGCACCACCCGCGCUGGUCAAGCAACUCGUCGACUCUAUCCGGCUAUUCACGCACGUCCAGCCAGACUGCCUCGUCCUCGCACACGGUCAAAUCUCCAGGUGAAGACCAAAACCUGUCAGCUUUGAAACUCCUCCUUGUCCGAGCAGCCAUGAACAGCGGCUUCCAGCGCGGUGGCUCCGAAAGCCUACCCACCUUCGCCAAAACGCUGUCGUCAGAUUCCUUUGGCUCCUUACCUUGGCAAAUGUCACUCCUCAUCAACUAUAAGAAACUCAUCACGGCGGACCCAGCCUUCAGAUCCAUCCCGCCGCCGACCAGGGCCAGUGCAAUUGACGUUGCUCGAGCAGUGCAGGCCAUGGUCCAGUAUAACAGCCAGUACGAAUGGUUGUUGGAUCUCUACCGUCUCGUCUUUGGCUUUUAUACCGACGACGCAGUCAAUGCAACAGGGAUGGUCAUUCAAUCGUGA
This is a messenger RNA of Nannizzia gypsea CBS 118893, 2037 nucleotides long. RefSeq lists its product as hypothetical. The coding region runs from base 1 to 2037 and encodes 678 amino acids. Lineage: Eukaryota; Fungi; Ascomycota; Eurotiomycetes; Onygenales; Arthrodermataceae. The transcript is spliced from 6 exons. The record is from RefSeq and is a predicted model, not a curated record.